AUGUCUCACAGUUCAUUCGGAAGUUCGUCAGGAUGCGAAUUUGCCCAUACAUCUCUCGGCUCGCCAACGCAUACUGCGCGGAAGAAUAUGCGUAAUUUGGAUGCAAAGAUUCGAAAAGGUAAGACGUCAGCACAUAAGAUCUUGCGAUCUGGAGAUAUCUGUGGGACCAUCGACUCGGGGUCGGAAUCUGGACACAUCCGUCUGGGUGUCUGGGUUCGAUCGUCAGCGGUGGACCCCCCACGCACGACAAAGGGAACGCCAAGUUUCAUCAGGGACACGCCGCCGCCACCAUCCUUGAACGCUUACGCCCUUGCCGCAAGCCACCACGCUCCCGGACCCGUUGGGACAUGUGCCUGCGAAGCGAUAAGGAUGCAGUGGAAUAAGCUGGCGCGCAGAUUGGACAGCACGGCGCACGCGAAAUUUGCUGUCAGACAGCAUCGGUCAGGGACACAAGGAAAAGACUGGCGCACCGUUUGCCCGACAGCGAACCAAACAACGCAAUGCACGCUUGUGCACGCACAACGUGCGGCGGCAAUCUUUUUCGAGACAGUUUCCCUUCCCAACGCCGAGCGUGGACGGUCCCACCCAAAUCCCAGCAUUGACAUUGCGGCACUCUGCGCUGCUUCCGCGACUUUCAUUUGCAGCGACCCAGUUUUCUUAUCAGACCGUCGCUCCGAUCCUGGCUAG
This is a messenger RNA of Paraphaeosphaeria sporulosa, 687 nucleotides long. RefSeq lists its product as uncharacterized. The record is from RefSeq and is a predicted model, not a curated record. The transcript has 3 exons. NCBI's taxonomy places the organism in Eukaryota, Fungi, Ascomycota, Dothideomycetes, Pleosporales, Didymosphaeriaceae. The coding region runs from base 1 to 687 and encodes 228 amino acids.